Messenger RNA from Aplosporella prunicola CBS 121167, 686 nucleotides. RefSeq lists its product as uncharacterized. The transcript has a single exon. The coding region runs from base 101 to 505 and encodes 134 amino acids. NCBI's taxonomy places the organism in Eukaryota, Fungi, Ascomycota, Dothideomycetes, Botryosphaeriales, Aplosporellaceae. The record is from RefSeq and is a predicted model, not a curated record.
UUGAGGUGCGCAUCAAGACACCGACCGACCUACCUACCUACCUACCUACCUCUACCUACCUACCUUCUUCGGGCGUUGUCGGUGGGCGGGGAACGCAAGGAUGCGAAGGAUGCUGCUACUACAACAUCAACGAACAUACAUACAUACAAACAUACGCACAAACUACAGAGAACAACCAUACCUCGCGUCUAGCUAUCCAGCCAGCCAGCUAGUUCUCUCAGAGGGAGGCUGCACACGGGGAACGCGUCGAGUCGGCUUGCUGAGUCCCGUUGGAGGCGGCCGUUGGCGUGCUACCUUGCCUACUUACAUACAUACCCACCUAUCCUAUCCUGUCCUGGCCCCGACUCUUCUACUUCUCCCCAUCUCCAUCCCCAUCCCCAUCUCCAUCCCCAUCUCCAUUGCUAUCAGCCUCGGCACCGGCAUCGGCAUUGGGGGCGGCGCGGCUCAGCUCGGGUGGGGCCGGCUUGGGUUGUGUUGGGCGCGCUGUUGGAUUCAGCUGAGCUGAGUUGCGUUGCGCUGUUGCGGGCGGGGGCGGACUUGGUUGGUUGGUUGGUUGGUUGGGUAUGACGUAUGCCGGAGGUCGGCGCCUACCUCCUACCUACCUACCUUCGUUAUGGUCCUCCCUCUACCUAGGUAGAGUACCUACCUAUUAUCCUAGGUACUGCUCUAGGCACCCACCUACCUGC